UUUUUAAAGUUUACAUUAUUAUCACAUUUCUUUGCAGAAUUAUUUGCAAUGAAGACAAUCAACACGCUCCAGAUCAUAUUCGUCCUGACCUGUUUAAUCUCUCUGUCAAAUCCUAUGGCAAUAGGAAAAGGUCAUCAAAAAGAACUAUCUUCCAAUACUUUUCUACGACAAUUUUCCUUUGGUAAGAGAAGCAAUAAUGGACUCAUUAUUUUUAAGUAUUCCAUAGUGGGAUUGGUGUUCCUUGUAUAAUUAAAUUUUGCCUAUCAUUGCAUAAAAAUAACUUCAUCUUCCGAAUUUUACCCAGCUUCUUCUUACGAGUUUUGACACAUAGAGCGCUGUAGUCUAAGUUUCUUUGACUUUUCGUUGUGAAGCCUCAAGUUUAUACUUUGCUGGCUCAGUUUCUCUCGCUUUGUAACAUACUUCAGUAAAAAAGGUGGACAAUUUUGUCAUUUCUCUGCUUUUCAGAUGAUACCGAACAAAAACGAUUACUGCCAUGUGAAGACGUCGGAGACCCAUAUCACUGCUUUUAUUUAGCUGUGGUUGAAGAUAAUUGCGAUCGGCAUGGUGGUAACCUGUGUAGUUAUUCUUGCGGGCUGUGUUAA
Molecule: messenger RNA, 602 nt
Organism: Pocillopora meandrina
Lineage: Eukaryota; Metazoa; Cnidaria; Anthozoa; Scleractinia; Pocilloporidae
Source: the annotation of a GenBank genome assembly